Suillus subalutaceus is the source of this 801-nucleotide messenger RNA. RefSeq lists its product as uncharacterized. NCBI's taxonomy places the organism in Eukaryota, Fungi, Basidiomycota, Agaricomycetes, Boletales, Suillaceae. The record is from RefSeq and is a predicted model, not a curated record. Bases 116 to 697 code for a protein of 193 amino acids. The transcript has 7 exons.
UGCAAGGUACAUUCGUGCAUGCACGUCCUUGCUCAGGGCUACUACUUUCCUCUAACAGGUCUUUCUAUAGUAUCAGUCAUGUGCUCCGAGUGUGCCUUUUGUUCCUCCGUAAGAUAUGUGUGCUUCUGAUCUGAUCCAUCCAGGUUUUUUCAUCCUCAGAACAUAUGCGCUCUGGAACAAGAAUAGAAUCUUGCUGGCAACCAUGCUGUCCACCGCUUUCAUUUUUCUCGUAGCAUCCUUCAGCAUUGACUUCACCGUUACCGUCCCCACAGCAUAUGCGACUAGCGCGAUCCCGGGCAUCACAGGGUGCUACCACAGUUCGAUCAAUUUCCGACUCUUCAUACAAUUUCUUCUCCUUUCUGUGUUCGAACUGGGAAUAAUGAUGCUCACGCUUAUACGCGCCAUGCAGAGCUGGCGGAUAAACUCAAGCCGUCUGUACGUUGUCCUGGUGAAACAUAACAUAUUCUAUUAUUCAUGUGGUUUUUUGUUCUCAGUGGCGAACAUAUUCACAUCGCUGCUCCUCCAUUACGCCUACCACACCAUGUUGUCCGCGUACAGUUUCCAGAUCGUGAUCCUUGCGAUCCUUGCCACGCGCAUGCACCUCAAUCUCUGGCAGAUGAACCAACAUGCACACCGCUCUGGCGCCCUUGUGCGUAUUCCAAUGUCCGACAUGUCAUCUGUAAAUUCCACGGUGUGAUGUCUCAUCCUGUGGCUUAUUCGGUAUCGUUCGUGGAGCGAGGCUUGGACUGUAAGAGAUGACUGGUAGGGGUGGGUUUAGUAAAGAGAGAUAAUUUCUUUAUU